GCCAGCGACACCGGAGAUCGAGUCGGCAUCUUGUUGAAUCGUCCGCGCACACGCGACGUGUCUCUGGACGUCCAAUCUGAUUCCGUUGUGCCUGCCGCAAGGCCCGUUGCUCUACAGCACUGCAUCAUGUCCGCCAUAGACGCAUCCUCGUACGUGAUAGACGAUGCGCCGCAGGACGACGGCGACAUUGAUUCGCUACCUUCAACGACUACGGACAGCUCGCUCGAUGACGACGAGGCGGACUCGGAUGCCGAGCGUGAAUGGAGAGAGAGCCUGCAGCAGAUAGAAUUGCUUCUCACAAUGGUCAUUGUUCCGUACCUCGGAAAGUACUUUGGAAGGAAAGCUGCAUACUGGGGCUGGGCGAAGUUCAUGGAGUGGAAGCACCCGAACGUCGAGGUCACGAUUGCAAACCGAAGGCUGUUCAGGGCGGCCGGGGCCAUUGAGGCGGCAGCAUCAUUAUGAGCAGGAAAUUGGAUGCCGUGCGGAUAUCAGAGGGGUACAUGUGCGAAUUUUCUAUUCACCCAAGACCAAAAUCGUUUGAGCAUCGCAUUCGUCACCGGCGUACACAUACACGGCGUGGCAGCCUGCACCUUCAACAUCCAGCCAGUCCCCUGGCGCCAACACCAUUUCGUCCUACAGGAGCUCGGAGAAUCGGACCCACGGAAGGCAGAGAACAAACCGUCGGCAUGCUAGGGAGCAAAAGAAGAAAAAAAAAAAAUAAAAGGGACCAAUACUUGGAAGAAGAAAGAACAAUUAGGCAACUAAGCUUUUCUAAGCAAUAGCUCCUCGUGGAGGAACAAUUGGACAUGUACACGCAGGCAACGCAAACGCUUAGGACCUCUGUAUUCAAAAGGGAAAGAGAAUUAAAAAAAAA
This is a messenger RNA of Verruconis gallopava, 874 nucleotides long. RefSeq lists its product as uncharacterized. NCBI's taxonomy places the organism in Eukaryota, Fungi, Ascomycota, Dothideomycetes, Venturiales, Sympoventuriaceae. Gene Ontology annotation, biological process: mitochondrial outer membrane translocase complex assembly; protein insertion into mitochondrial outer membrane. The record is from RefSeq and is a predicted model, not a curated record. Gene Ontology annotation, cellular component: mitochondrial outer membrane. The transcript is spliced from 2 exons. Bases 127 to 462 code for a protein of 111 amino acids.